AAGCAAGGAAGAGGCGCGAGGGAGAGCGGGGAUUGGAGGUCGGUGGUGGGAGGAACCGCGACAAUCAAACAUGCGACACAGCGAAUUUCAUAAUAUUCGUAAGCCGUGUGGCGGGUGGAAGUGACUCGAACGCGCAGCGAUGGCAGCGGAAGCGACAGCGACAGCACCGACGGCAGCAUUCGACCAGGCAACCAGCGGCAGCGAAUCGUCCCUGUGUGCGAAGGAUAAAGGCUGGUUCAACUGGUGGACGGGCACAUCCUUCGACAUGUUACGCGCGCUGGAAAAGCGCAUCCUUUCCUACCUGAAAACGCCGUACCGGGGCAGCUUCGUCGACGUGGGGCACUGCGUCGGCGAGGCGGACAAGAUAUGGACGCUCUCGCUCAACACGGAGUCGCCGAACGUGCCGCUCGUGCUGGUGCACGGGCUCGGGGCGGGCGUCGCGCUGUGGGUGCUGAACCUUGACGCGCUUGCCCGGGAGCGGCCGGUGUACGCGAUCGACGUGCUCGGGUUCGGGCGCAGCUCGCGGCCCCGCUUCUCCACCGACCCGAUGGUGGUCGAGAAGCAGCUGGUGAAAUCGAUCGAGGAGUGGCGCCGGGAGAUGAACCUGCAGGAGAUGAUACUGCUCGGCCACUCGAUGGGCGGCUUCAUCGCGGCGAGCUACGCGCUCUCCUACCCGGACCGGCUGCGCCACCUCAUACUGGCCGACCCGUGGGGCAUGCCGGAGAAGCCGAAGGAGUUCGAAAACAAUGCGCGCAUCCGGUUCUGGCUGCGGCCGAUCUUCGCGGUGUCGAAGAUGCUGAACCCGCUGUGGCCGAUACGGUUCGCGGGCCCGUACGGGCCGUCGCUGGUGAGCCGAUUCCGGCAGGACAUUGUGAUGAAGUUUUCCAACGUCAUCACGGACCGGAUGGACAUCUCGAACUACAUCCACCAGUGCAACUCGCAGAACCCGACCGGCGAAGGUGCCUUCCACUCGAUGAUGCAGGACUUUGCGUGGGCCAAAAACCCGAUGCUCAACCGGAUCGGCGAGAUGAAGCGCACCGUCCCGGUGACCGUGCUGUACGGCUCCAAGUCCUGGCUGCUGCACACCAGCCCGCCCGACACGAUCAAGCAGCUCGGCGAGAACAGCUUCGUGAACGUGCGCAUCAUCGAGGGCUCGGGCCACCACAUCUACGCCGACGAUGCCGACACUUUCAACCGCAUGGUGAACGAAGCGUGCCAGGCGGCGGCCCGCGUACAGCCGGACGACGGCACGGCAAAAUAGUAGCGAACGUGGGGUCCGUCUCCGGAACACGCAAAAAAAAACAAAUCGCCCCCCCCCCCCCAUCAUCACACCAACUAAAAUCGGGAUGUAAGCGUCACGAUGUGCGAUAUGUGUGUGUGUGCCGAUGACGGAUUGGAAUUGCGGUGGAUGUGAAAAAAAGAAACAAAAAUGAUUCGUCAUUACGGCGCUGGCUGACAUCACACGCGCCAACUGGCGGGGCUCGAAAACAUGCCGCGUCACGAUGCUAUGAUAGCGCGCGCACGCGACGACGGUGGCGGCGGUGGAGUGGGAAGUUAGAGUGAGUUGCGCUUAGGCCACACUGCUGCAUGGCAGGCACUAGAAUAGAUGACGAAACGGAAGGCGAACGUUUGCAGCAGGGAUUUUUUGUUUGUUUGUUUCACAUUAUCUGAUAAAAUUGCAACACUUACCCGGGACGCUCUGUGACAUCAAGUCAUCAGGUUACGCAUACGUUGUUAGAUCGAACCUAUGGCGUUAAACUGCGAACGGUUGGGAAAGUGUUGCAAUGGAUUUACAUUUUGUGUAGGAAAAAUCUCUUGUGAAGAACGUGUUUAGUAGCUGUUUGGAAAAGCCGCCUAGCUCCGGGAGCACCACCGCCGGGUGCUAAAACUCAGGGAUGUUACAGCCUUUUUCUUUGUAUUUAAUUCUUCACUACACAUAGAAGUUAACCAGAAAGUUGCACCGUGCAGUAUCACAAUGUAAGGCAAUAGGGUAGAUUAUUAAACAAAAAUGUAUAUAUUCUUUGAUUUAAGAA
Anopheles arabiensis is the source of this 2033-nucleotide messenger RNA. RefSeq names its product (Lyso)-N-acylphosphatidylethanolamine lipase-like. The record is from RefSeq and is a predicted model, not a curated record. The transcript has 4 exons. NCBI's taxonomy places the organism in Eukaryota, Metazoa, Arthropoda, Insecta, Diptera, Culicidae. Bases 140 to 1261 code for a protein of 373 amino acids. Gene Ontology annotation, cellular component: lipid droplet.